Strongylocentrotus purpuratus (purple sea urchin) is the source of this 5543-nucleotide messenger RNA. Its product is annotated as leucine-rich repeat-containing protein 15-like. The record is from RefSeq and is a predicted model, not a curated record. Lineage: Eukaryota; Metazoa; Echinodermata; Echinoidea; Camarodonta; Strongylocentrotidae. The transcript is spliced from 4 exons. Gene Ontology annotation, cellular component: extracellular matrix. The coding region runs from base 574 to 2550 and encodes 658 amino acids. Gene Ontology annotation, molecular function: protein binding.
GACUCGUAUUUUAUUCAACAAUUGUCACCAAAGUCAUGUACAAAAUAAGCUUGAAUUUGGCAUAAAAAUCAGUCAGGUAUACAGCUUUUAUUCAGGGUUUUAUGUCGUACCUGCACAAAGGACAUGAAUUGCGAUUAUUUUAUAAACAUCUUUGAAAAAAAACUUUUUUUUUACGAGAAGGUAAAGAAAACGACACACAAAUAAAAAUCCAGGCACGCUUAUUAUGCGUACCCGAACUGAGUCACUGUUGUUGAUCUUCCGUGCAUGAUACCGCGGGGGUUCUAUUCGUUCGUGGAUGACCUGCAUGGUAUAGGGCAGACAAGGAAAUAAAAUCACGGAACCACACCGCCGCCUCCCUCGUUGAGAUCCGCAGGGUCGUACAACUGUCUCGUCCUCAGCUCCACUCUCCCUAUCUAUUGAAUCUUAGUUUACUGCAAUUUCCAAAGCUUUGAUAGGUUCCGAAUUGUCACUUUGCAUCACAUCAAGAAGCGUAGCUUUGCUUUCCCGUACCGCCAACAUCCAGCAGGUCUUCAUUCGUUUCAGAGAUAUCCACGAAUCUUCAAUGUCAGCAUCAUGGUGGAACUCUCUCAGCAAGCGUUGUUGGUCAAGUUGGUGGUGCUGUCAGUCUGCUUCAUCACAGACUGUAUGGCGGUGAGCACUGGAUGUUCAGAUGUGUGCGAGUACAAUGCAUGGGGGAAGGAAGCCGGAUGUCAGGGGCGAGAUCUGACUUACGUGCCACAGGAGUGUAAAUCAGCCAAGACCUUGCAGAUGCAGGAUAACAGAUUGCAGCAUUUGACGGAGGGUUCCUUUAGCAAUUUUUCCAACCUGAAGUACCUGUACCUAGACAGAAAUAACUUGACCCUAGAGAACGGAGCAUUUGAAGGGUGUACCGAGUUGCAACAGAUCCAUCUGAACGAGAUCGGUAUUCCAACUCUCAAACCAGACAUGAUGAGGGGGUUACCAAAUGUGCUGCACAUGUUCAUCAACAAGGCCGGAUUGGAGGUGAUCCAACCAGGUGCAUUUCAGAACAUGACAAACCUGCAGUACCUAUCUUUGCAGGAAAAUGAACUUAUGACAGCUCCAUGCGAUGCCUUCUCCACUGUCAAUUCUCUUCAUACGCUAUUCCUUGACAGUAAUAAAAUCACUUAUUUGCCGGAUGACUGCUUCAGCAGAUUUUCUCACCUGACCAAACUCUAUCUUAAGAACAACCCACUGGGAGACCUGAGCGGUCGUGCAUUCAGUGGACUUGGUAAUCUUGUCCACUUGGAUCUGCAAUAUACAGACUUGACCCGAGUACCAACGGGAAUAUUCCCAUAUGCCAACAAAAUCGAAACGCUUCAGCUUUCUUUCAAUGACAUUCAGCAUCUCCAUAACCGCGAUUUUGCGAGUCUUUCUGGACUGAGAAAGCUUUAUCUCCAGCACAAUCAGAUUAUCAGCAUUCAGAGUGACUCGUUUGAAUUCCUCGGUUCUCUCAAUGUACUCGAUAUAUCAUUCAACGUGAUAAAAUCGAUCGAAACUGAAGCUCUUGAUAAUUUUCCACAUUUGACGAAGCUCCGGCUGCAGUAUAAUUCGUUGAAUUCGACCAGGAAUAUCACCUUCAGCAACAUCCCUCAGGUUGCCCACCUUAAUAUCUCUCACAAUCCGCUCCACUGCGAUUGUUCUAUUUACCCUCUUCAGUACUGGCUUGAUGGAGCGACUGCGAUGACUUCUGAUGCAGGCUCGUCGUACUUGGCAAGCUGUUCAACUCCCGAAAGUUUAAACGGACAAUUUCUCACUAAACUCAGCCAUCAUGAUAUCUGUCCUUCCGUAAAACCUGUGCCCCUAGUCACUGAUCUCAUCACACCUGCAGCCCUCUUAAAAAAGAAAGACGCGCCCACAUCUACAGGUUCAUUGGACAGCAAAAUGAUUGGCAUCAUUACCGGAGUGGCUGUAUUGAUCAUUUUCAUUAUUGGUGGUAUUAUCAUCCUAGUUAUGAAGAUACGCCAUGAUCGAGAUGAAAUCGACAUAGGCGACCAGUACGAAAGAGGUGGGCAGCUUGGGGUGAAACCUCCUGCACAUGGACCGCCAGCGCCAGCCGGGGCAAUGUAUAUCACUGAAAAUCUACUGGAGAAAGGGCCUGAACUACCACCCCGACGUACAGACGUCUUUCCCAAUGGAUCGAGAUGUCCUGGCUCCUCAGUGACGUCAGGAACACAACUUUUACAGUGUCCUUAUCCCAGCAUUGGAGAUGUCGACGGGCCAGAAGGAACCAUGGGCAGCGUGGGCUACAUUUCUCCCUUGGCUAAUGGUGAAAGGACGAGGCCUUCACUUUCACCACAGUCUAGCCUGUCUACUUCCUCUCCAGAAGAAUAUGGUGAAUAUUCGGUGGUGUUUCCUGAAGAGCAACCUUCUGUGGAAAAUGAGGAGGCACCUUCGGCAGCGGAGUGGUUGAACAAGAACUUCAACCCGUCUCCCGGGGCAGAUACUACUAUGGAGUCCAAGUCCAAAGGACAAACACCCGCUGCUGAGAGUAAGAAUGGUACAGGCUACAUCUUGUGGCGUCCGUCUUGAGAUGUUUCUGUAGCAGCUGCCUAUGGAAAUUUUUCCUACGAGAUGAAGUACUCAGGGUGUUUCCUUGAUUACCUAUAGUAGGCCUCAGUGAUAUCUUUUAUAAAGUGGACUCUGUCAGCAGAGAUUUCAUUUAUAUGCUUUCAUUAUCUUUUGAUAGAGGAAUAGUAAAGAGACUUGCUCAGAUCUUUGUCUGUGGACCUGGCGAAGCUAUAGCUCUAUAUUCUCUACAGCUUAAUUAUAAUUAUGUACAGAUCAAUCUUUAACCUAUCAAUGGGGUCGGUUUACCAUUACAAUAAUAUUGUAGAGGUGUCGUGGUUUAGUGGAUACAUCAUCGUCACCAGACUGUGAAUGACACGGUCCGCAGUUUGAGUCCCACCUCGGCACACAUGUCCUUUGGCAAGACAUUAAUAUGCAUGUGCCACUCUUCAUCCAGGUGAAUUAAAUGGGUACCUACGGUAGGAAGAAAUCCAUUAUGCUUUAGCGCCUGAUUAUGGUGGCUAAGCUACAGCCGGGGUAAUAAUACUUUGUAUUAAUUAGCAGUAGAGUUAUUCAUUACAGUACCUGCGCUAUAUAAAUUAACCUAUUAUCAUAAUGACUACCCUGACAAUAUAACCCUCUUACAAGAGAUAUGGUGGGCGAAACGAAGUGAAUCAUGACCAUUUGGACAGUAAAAGUCGUUAAAUGUCCUAAAUUGUUCCAGGCCAACGAUUUCUGGAACAUCUUUUCGGCACCUUGUGGAUAAAACUCGGGAUAGCUGGUCUAUCUUAGGAGGAUACCAUUCCACGCUUCGUUGUUUUGUACAGUUAUUUUUGGAUUUGCUUAGGUUUAUUUCAUUGAUGAAUAGUCGCUAUAAUUAUGGGAAAAGUAUCUGCGAUCAUGUUUUUUUUAAUUUGAUGUUUUUACCUUCUUUUUUUUUCUGGCUUGAGAUGCCAAAUGAUAUUUUUGAUUUGUUUUUAAAGUGAAAAAAGCAAUAAAUUGAGACGUACGUACUGCCCUCCUCAAUCCUGUCUAUAUCAAACUCAGAAAUAAUGGGGUUUAGUGCUUCCAGAAUAAUAUAUUCUAAAGUGUGUGAUGUAAUGUUAAAUCAAAGUGUGACGGUCUGUGAUCAUUAACCAACGUUCUAGUUUUGGGGCUUUCCAGAGAAAACUCUUUUUUAUUCAUCAAUUGCAAGAUGCCUCAUCAUCCUCUAUUUUGUGUGUAGUAACAUAGUUUACACAUAAAUAUGGCUGUUUCAUGAAUGUAUUUCCUGUUUCCUUAGAUAUUUUAUAUAAUUUGUAAUGCAGUGUUUGUGAUAAGAAAACCGCGUGAUAUAAGUCCAAGUCCAGAUGUUUUUUCGGACUUACAUUUUAUUUUUCAUAGUGUACAUGUGUAUAUUCGUUUACGUCACGUUUGUUCUCUUGCAUUUAUAUUGCUAACGUUUGUUACAUGUCUCUAUGCGUUUGAAUAUUUUUUUAGUAAAUUUGCUAGCUUCAAUUGCAAUUUAGAUGCGCCAAAGGCCGUGCACGUUGCUGAUAUUGCUGUGGCAAAUUAAUAUUCUUGUGCGGGCAUAGGAAUGUUUUUAAAGUACUAGAUUUUACCUUGAAAAUUAGUUGCAUCUGGCUUGUUUUAUCUUUAAAGACGAAGGUUUGAUGAAGCCUGCCAAUAUGUAAAUCUUGAAAUAGCGUUUUGUAUUCAUGUAAGUAAAAACAAAAAUGGAGCUCGUAAAUUGCAAUCUUUGGUGAUGGUUUGGGGCCAUUCAAUUAACUUGAUAUGUAAUCGGAAUGAGGCAAAAGCUUUAAAGAAUCGAAGGUUGAAAACCUGAUCAAAUGUAUAUAUGAAUGCAUGUAGCCUUUGAAGGAUAUAAUGACCAAUUGGUAUGAUAUAAACGUUAAAAUGUAAAUGUAUAUGCUGUGCAUACUCAGAUUAUAUUAGUAUCGAUCAUUGUGUUCAUGCAUGUAGUUUGUUAUGAUCAUUUUGUGUGUCUCCAAAAGGAGUAAACUAUAACCAAUACUCAAUUUGUAAUCUAUUCAUCUACGAUGUUGCAUAUGAUAUUGUUGGAGGGUUUUAAAAAAAAGUCUUUUGAGUGCUUUCCCAUCAUGGACUCAUGUUUAAACCAAAAACUGUUAUUUGAUGAUUAUAAUUCCCUAAUCAGUACGUUGUUGAGAUAUAAUGAACUAUGGUUAUCAUGAAGAUCACAGUGAAUAUACAACUCCAUUAUCCGUCAGUUAUGUAUGACAUAAUAAUGAUUUUGCAUGGUAAAUGAAUUUCUAAUGGUCAUAAUCCUAUGCUGCCAAAUCCAUACCUUUAGACAUUACGUCUAACUUUGGGCGUUGAUAGAAGAAGCUGAUUUUUUUUAAAUUUCACUAGAAAUUUAAAUAAUAUGAAUUAGCUAUUGACUUGAAAGUGGAGGAUUUUUUGUCUUCAGCUUUAUACUCGAGUGAUUGGGAUUUAUAAUUAUGCAUACAACAAAUCGAAAUCAUUUUCUUUGUAGUCAUGACCGAUUUUAAGAGGGCGAACAGGAGGGAGGGAGGAAGGGAGAGAGAGAGCGAGUGAGAGAGAGGGAGAGAUAGAGGGGGUUUAUAAGGGGAAAUUGACAACAACUCUUUUUAUUUGGUGUCAUUUCUGUUAUUAUGUAUAUUUUGAAAACGUUUAAGCCAAAUAUCUUCCAAAUUGCAAGCAAAUUACUCUCCAGUAAUUUUCUUAUUUUGUACUUGUGUUUUACACUGCCAUUCAGAGUUAUAUUUUUAUACAGUUUUAUUAUUUCGUGUAAUUGUUUAUAAUAUGAUGUAAGCGAUAUAAUUUUGCAUUCUGUAUUCAUCGUUAUAAUGCAUUACCGUUUAACAAUAGAUGUACCAUGCGUUUUUCUUGUUUAAAGUAUGUAAGAAUUAGUUUGUGUUGUUUGUAUACAUGAACAUUAAUCUCGAUUUAUUUUUUAAAAACUAUGUAAAUGAAAUGUAUAAUGAUGCUCUUUAAACACAGAAAUAACAUAUGAAUAUAAAAGCAAGACAAGAAGA